Molecule: messenger RNA, 462 nt
Organism: Necator americanus (New World hookworm)
Lineage: Eukaryota; Metazoa; Nematoda; Chromadorea; Rhabditida; Ancylostomatidae
Exons: 1
Coding region: 1-462 (153 amino acids)
Biological process (GO): DNA replication
Cellular component (GO): replication fork
Source: RefSeq, a predicted model, not a curated record
AUGAAUCAGAAUGUCAGGCAGCUAAAUAACGAGGCCUUGGAACGGCUAUGCACAUUCUGUCAGCAAGAUGAGCUCGUCUACAAAAGCGUUGACGAGGCCCUGUAUUAUGAAGGAAGCUCGGAUGAGUUGUACCCAGUGGAGUACCUAAACACGUUGGAACCCACUGGAAUGCCACCUCAUGGGCUACGUCUGAAGAAAGGUGCAAUCGUCAUGCUUCUGCGCAAUCUUGACGUUGUCAACGGUCUCUGCAACGGGACACGACUCAGAGUAGAGACCUUUGGACGCUAUGUGCUUGGCUGUCGCUUUGUUUGUGGUAACCGUAAAAACCAGUUAGCUGCAGUACCCAGGAUUGACAACCACUGGGAAAAGCAGUUACCGUUCCGACUGCGAAGAAGGCAAUUUUCUUUACGUCUUGCUUUUGCAAUGACUAUAAAUAAGGGCUCAAGGACAGUCCUUCAAUGA